AUGCUAUACGAGGUGCCCGGGGCUGAGUCCGAGCAGAAGGCCGAUUCACUCGCCGCGCGGCUGAGGGAAUGUUUUGGGGACUCGGGGGAUAUCGUUGUCUCACGGCCCACCAAAUGUUCGGAGCUGCGAAUCUCGGGGUUGGACUUUGCGGCCACCUCCGAGACAGUAAAGGCGGCCUUAUGCAGUACUGGCGGGUGUGCUGCGGAGGCGGUAAAAGUAGGGGAAGUCCGCCAAGAUAGAUCUGGCAUGGGUGCCGUCUGGGCCAAGGUGCCCACCAAAGCGGCCCAAAAGAUAAAGGCGGGUCGUCUAAAAAUAGGCUGGGUCGUGGCGCGAGUGACCGUCCUCGAGGCGCGGCCUAUGCGCUGUUACCGCUGCCUCGAGACGGGGCACGUGCGAGGAAGCUGCGACGGUUCUGCAGAUCGUAGCGAGUUAUGCUACCGCUGCGGCAAGCCGGGCCACAAAGCCCGGCAAUGUGGAGACAAGCCAAACUGCGCUUAUGUGCCGCAGCUGGUAAGCCCGCCGAACACCAAAUUGGGGGGAAGAAGUGUGCUGCCUCCUCCCAGAAAACCCGGCGUCGCCCGCGCAGAAGACCGGCUGCUGCAGCUGAGGUUCCGUCCCAGCCGCAGGCAGCGAGCCCACCGCAACCAGUGGUGGCCGAGAUGGAAGUAG
Manduca sexta (tobacco hornworm) is the source of this 669-nucleotide messenger RNA. RefSeq lists its product as uncharacterized. Gene Ontology annotation, molecular function: nucleic acid binding; zinc ion binding. NCBI's taxonomy places the organism in Eukaryota, Metazoa, Arthropoda, Insecta, Lepidoptera, Sphingidae. The coding region runs from base 1 to 669 and encodes 222 amino acids. The record is from RefSeq and is a predicted model, not a curated record. The transcript has a single exon.